Guyanagaster necrorhizus is the source of this 837-nucleotide messenger RNA. RefSeq lists its product as uncharacterized. The transcript is spliced from 4 exons. Bases 49 to 774 code for a protein of 241 amino acids. The record is from RefSeq and is a predicted model, not a curated record. Lineage: Eukaryota; Fungi; Basidiomycota; Agaricomycetes; Agaricales; Physalacriaceae.
GGCUAAUCGGGCCGGCCGUCGGAUAAUUUUUUGCUGUUCAUCAGCUUCAUGAGCAGUUCAAAUUGGAAGGCGGGUUGGCAGACCGUUAUACAAGGAACGGCCAUUACAUCUACCACUUGCGCGUUCAUAACAGGCGUCUACGGUAUCCUCAACAGGUUUCCUAACUAUGCAGAGCUUUCAGCGGCUGCUGCGAUAAACAGUGGGGCUACUGCAGCGACAUUUUUCAGUCUACGCGAAUAUGUGAUAAGCCCUGUUCUCGUCAGGACGAUUCCAGGAGUUCAGUAUGCUAGGCGACGGCGUGAUGCUGGUAUUUCCAAGCUUCCCACCGACGGAGAUAUGUCAGAGAAUGUAUCAUGGACAGAGAUGCGGUCUAGCAAGCUCCUUGACACUGGCAUCAGUGGAGCUAUUACUGGCGGGUUCCUUCGCGGAAUAACUGCAGGAAGAUACGCUGUUGUAUCUGGAGGUAUAACAGCUGGUAUCGCCUCUAUUCUGGUCCAACUAGGUUAUAACGAACUUCGAGUGACACGGCUUAAAUACGUGUCUCAACAAUCCAGUCGGCCUGCAGAUCCUGGACCAACGCAGAACCGAUGGGCAGAUCGACGCGCGACUGUCAUGUCGUGGUUCGGAUUAUCGAAGUACUCGGACGAAGAAUUUUUGGAGUCGAUGAAGGCUCAAAGAUUGCAGUAUCUGGCAAGGAUUGGUGAACUUGAGCGACAACUGGAAAGAGAGCGAGCGGAGCAGAAACUAGAUAGUAGUGCAUCUUCAAAAACAUAGACUGUUCACGGUGUAAUAACGUCCUUUCGCCAUAUCUCUAUAAUACCUUUCCCAUCUCUACAU